Messenger RNA from Symbiodinium natans, 1605 nucleotides. The record is from the annotation of a GenBank genome assembly. NCBI's taxonomy places the organism in Eukaryota, Dinophyceae, Suessiales, Symbiodiniaceae.
AUGGUGUUGAGGCUCGAAGCUGCUCUGGCGGAGCAGGACGAAACGCUGCAGGCCUUGGAGCUGGGUCAGCGGGUGCAGUCCUUGCUGACGCACAUGCCAGAUGAAGAGACCCGUUUUCCCGAGAGCGAGGAAUGCAGCGAUCUUCGAGCAGAGCUACUUUGGCUGAAGAAGCAGACUGGCGAGGUCCUCCAAGAGAUCACCAACAUGAAGCUGGAUAUCCGGCGGAAAGAUGCGACAAUUCUUGAGUUGGGUCGACAAGCGGGCGCCCUCAAGUCCGCCAACGCCUGGCGUUCGGUCCGGCGGGCUUCCAUCGUAGAUGGCGAGGCAAGCAGAUCGAAGAGCAAGUGCUUCAAAGAUGCGCCAAGGACACAGCCCGGGCAACCUCUGAGAAACGGUGGAUUGCCCAUACAGUGCAACGUGUCGCAGCGAUCCGCUCCGAAGCUGCGUAGCACGAGGAGUGGAACGUCGAUGCUGUCAAGCAGAAGAGCACCUCCGGUGCUCAGGACCCACGCCACGCUGUUGAGAACGAGGGCCGCGUCCGUGGACACUUGCACGGCCUUCUAUGACGGCAAGGGAUCUCCUGGCCGUGCAGCGACGCGACCGGAGCCAGAACAGCGAGAGGAAGCCUCUGCGAAGCCCGAUCGGCCAGCAGCCCGUGUUUGCAUUCAGCGAAUUGGUGGCUCGCGGCUGCUUCGUCCCCUUCGUCCGAUCAGGCUGUCAGCCAACGAGGCCGGAGGACGAACCUUGCCGACACCUUCCCGGAACGUGUGGCUUCGCAGAGCUGGAUCAGGUGACGUCGAUGCGGCGUCCAAGGAGGUAGCCGGGAUGGAGCCCAUGGCGCCCGGUCCACCGUGCCAGCGGCUGAUGGGGAACCACCAGAUGCUGCGGCCGCACCUAGAAGAGCCUGAAGGCACUUCGAGCAGCUCCUGCAGCGAGGAAGACAGUGAGGCCGAGGAGAUGUGCUGUGAUAGGCCAUGGUGUGUCCCAGCCAGGCCACAACAUGAGUAUUUGCUCAAGCUCGACUUGACGCUUGUCUCCCAGCACAUGGCGAACAGCUCUUUCACUGAAGGUGUGGAAGCCAGUGCAGCUGUUCCCCAAACGCCUAGAGGAAGGCCUCCGGUUGCAUGGUGGCAUUCUUCAGAGGUGACGGCACCAGCUUCGGCGCGGGGCCAUGCCCCCUUCACGGAAGCAUUCGGUGGCAGUCGGCGACGAGAACCUCGAAGCUUGUACGUGCUGGAGUUGGUGACGCCUCGGACAGCCGUGUCGUUCCAGCCGAACUCGGAGGAUGCGGAAGUACAUAGUCCGCUACUGCUGCUGCGGCCUCCGUGCGAAGACACUCCGAACGGAGGCGGUGGCCGGCCGAGCCCGGGCAACAUUUCAACCUCAAGUGACGAGGAUGACAUUCGAACCCGGCUCAACAAGGACAUCGCCAAGCGCGCAGCGUCCGUGGAUAUCCAGUGCCAGGACAAAGAUGAGGCCCCCUGCCAGCCCGACGAAGCGGCACUCGCGCACGUGCUGACGACACAGGUGCCAACUCCGGCACGAGCUCUGAAAUCGACAUCUGGUGACCCGAGUUCACCUGCAGCCAAGCCCGUUGAAGCCUAA